UAAACCCGCUCAGGAAUGAGUAGCAGCGGAUACGCGGCCGUUAACAACAACUAUUUCAGUCGUUACUGUGCACGUUAUGCAUGCAAUUUCGUCCUACCGAAAAGCACGCUAAAGUGGCUCGUCAGUUCAUUUGGAGUAUCAUGUAACAGGACACUGGCUGGCCCCGGCUUGUGAAGCAGGAGCGAAGAGCAAUCAAUCCCCGGACACCUCCACCGUUAUUCGGUGUGUGUUGAGUCCAGCGAGCGCUGCUGAGGCAGGGGAACCGCUGCUCUAAUGCUGCCCUGACCGCACCGGCUAUUUUCACGCGGUAUCUUGUUUUCGUCCGAACACCAGAUCAGGUUUUAUUGCGGGACAAGAUGUUGCAAGUGCUUGUUUGCGGCGUUGUGGUCUUCCCCGGUCUCUUCUUCACUUUUAGAAAAGUGCUUCCGUCCAUUUUCAAGCGGUGGACAGAUGCCGACGUCGUGCUGGUCAGCGAGAGGCUGGUGUCAUCUAUUCACGCUGUUAUGGCCACUACAGCUGGCAUGAUCGUGGUGUCCUCGUGCAAAGACAAUGUGAUUAUGGACCGACACUGGCUGGCCACCUAUUUUGUCAUCUGGUACGGUGUUCCCUACAUGUCAUAUGACAUCUUCGCCAUGUACCUCAGCCAUUACUAUCGCUUCAAGGUCAAAGGUCACAAAGACUACAAGAGCCACUCUCUGCGAACCAUCAACUCAUUUGUGUGGAAAGAGUUCCUCCUGGUGCUCCAUCACAUUGCGCUCCUCACCAUCCUGCUGCCUGUGACUCUGUUCUUCAGGAAGGACCAGGGCGAUUACUUCAUUGGCUGUCUGUUCCUCACAGAGCUCAGCACUCCUUUUGUUUCACUGGGCAAAAUCCUCAUUCAGCUGGGCUUGCAGGACUGUUGGCUGCACAAGUUUAACGGCGGCAUGGUUCUGCUAAGCUUCUUCAUGUGCCGCAUCGCGCUCUUCCCCUACAUGUACUGGGCCUACAGCUCACACUACGGCAUCCCGCUCUACAGCGUCCCCUUCCACCUGCCGCUCGCCACCAACGUGGGCAGCGUCUGCAUCCUGGCGCCGCAGGUCUACUGGUUCGUCCUCCUCUGCCGCAAAGGCUACCGGCUCUACAAGCGCCAGCGAGACGCUCAGAACCAGAGCUCUCCGCUGUCCUCGCCAGAUAUCUCCAAGGCCGAUUAGUGAUGGUCUUCAUCUAGAACAAACAAUCAACCGACGUCACAGCUGAAGGUUACGACACUUACAGUACAACAAGACCUCAUCUUAGAAUUACCCUGUUUUCACUCAUAUCUGCUUAAUAUUUCAUUCACGGUGACGUUCCACCUGCAGGGAGCGUGUGUUAGGUCAGUUAUUGAGGGCCGCGAGCUGCUCAUUCCUCCUCAGAUUGGAGUAUCUGUUACAGUCUUUGAAUGUCAUUGGAAUUUUCUGUUACUUUUUUGUGUUUUGAUUUUGUCCCGUGUGAAAUUCUGCCCCCCGUGUGCUUGAAGCACAAAACACGCUGGUUUAAAUGAGGGAAAUGAGCGGCACAGCCGCCAUUACGAUGAAUUCAUCAGAUUAAAACCCACAGAGUUUCACAUCCAAGCAACAUUUCAGAUCACUUCCCACUCGACGCCGAUCUCCAUGGCCGCAGUGCUGCUGUUCCUGUUUACAGCUCAUUAGAGUUGUGUGAAUGUGUUUGCACACACACUGCCCUGCUGUGACUGUUUACACUCCUAUAACACGCACCGCCCUUUACGCUCUGGAGGCUGCUAAUGAAUUCUGCUUCGCUUCUGCGGGACUUUCGAGAAUCCAAAGUCCUCCCAUCCACAUGGGGGCAGUAGAAAGCCGGUCCUUCUGUUUACACAGGACUUGAGUCUAUAGGGGGAUGGGGGUCUAAAGAGCGAGCACAUAACGCUUGGCAUAUCUUUUAGGCCACAUUAUGCCCAAAGGCAUCUCCAGGCAGUAGUCAAAGCAAUAACGCGAGGCUUCGAAGCAUGGGAUUGUGAAGGGGUAGUUGGAGAACCCAUGUGAACGCAUGGGCAAGGAUGGGAAAGUUGCACGCCAGCCUACUCUGAUAGAGCUGGGAUCCUACAGUCUUGGGAAGAUGGAAAAUAUCAGGGAAUUUUACAUUUGUGUGGAAGAGUCAUCAUUUCUGUUGUCCCGUUAUUAUUUUUAGCCCUUUUAUUAUUUCAGAAAUCUCCUUUUAUGACUUCUCUCAUUAGUUUGGUCAAGUAAUCAUGGAUAUCUGUUAAAAGGAUCACGUUUGUGAGUGUGAAAUGCUCAUUUUCUAUUAUCGUUUCUAAUAACUGAGCCUACAGUUUGAGUUGUAGAUAAAUAAUUGUAUUUAAUUACGUUGACGAGUAUCGCAGUAAAACUGGGUGAUUUGUUGGGUCAUUUCUAGGGAUAAUCUGUUGCGUGUGAGAGCUUGUGUACGGAUGGGCUUAGCAAGGAACUCAAAAACCUUUGUUUUAGGGCUUUUAACACAGCCUGAAGCAUCUUUCAUAAUACAUUUAGUGAAUGCUGGAUGCCAUACGAAUGCAUCUUAGGAGUUUUUUCUUUCUUUCUAGAUUCCAUUAAGCACUUUCAGAAGUGCAGAACCGUCAGAUUAAAAUGUAGCUCAGUGUGUACCCAUGCACUCUUAUUUAGUGUGUUUCUGAGACAAACUGGACCUAAAGGUUGCCUUUAGCAAGUGUGCGCAUGUGUGUGUGUGUGUGUGUGUGUGUGAGAAACUAGACUUAUAUAACAGUGUGUUUAAGCGCCCAGCUCACUUUCUAGGAGGUUGAACGGGGUCUUUGCUGGCCUGAAAGAGAGAGAAUGUGUGUUUUGCUCUCCCUUUCGAAAGCUUUAGUACUUUUCAAAACUAACUAUGCAGUCUUGCAGUCUUUCAAGCUGCUGCUUCUUUUUCUUACUUUCGUCAAGGCGGGGGGAUUCAUCUGGCCAUAUUAUAAGUAUCUUUUUGGUUUUUCAGUAGUUUGAAAUGCUGUUACAGUAAAUUCUUCCUUUCUUUUUCAGGAAAGACAUUUGUUUUGGAAGAAAAAUCCAUAAUCCAGCACCGAACAAGCAUUUAAAAUCAAAUCUAUGGGCAUUAGUAGGAGUUUGUCAUUCCUUUGCUGCUAUAACACUUACAUUCUCAACCCUCUCGCACAAUUCAGUUGCAUUUCAUCGUUUGAAUGAAGUGUUCUAGCAUUAGAGGUCCACAAAUGUUUGGCUUCGUAGUCCAUAUAGUUUUGGAAACACAAUGAUUUUCCAGCAGGGUUUAUUUAUGCCACGCUUGACUUUUAAAUCAUAAGACGAUAAUCUCUUUUUUUUUGUUGUUGGAAUUAAUAGUCUAAUGUCUUCAAGGCCUCCUCUCUCAGCUCAGGGUUUGAUAAAGACAAUAUCAUUUAUUAUUUAGAGAUGAAAGAUGAGACUGUGAUUUACUAAAGGAUUUACAAAAGACACAUUUAUAUAUUCGGAAAUACUUUGGGGCUUGGUAGACCAAAGAUACCUUGGCACUUUUUUUUGGUCUGAGAUCCACAUCAUUGCCUUUCCCUCAUUGGCCAUUCAGAUCUCCACAGGAGUCUGGCUCAGGCGUUAUUCAGAUUAAAGACUGGACUUUCUCUCACUUGAGUUUAUUUGAAUGAAAAUUACAAUCUGGAUUAAAUCAUGGCCAGAUCAUAUUUCAAUUAUGAAGUUAGUUCAAAAUAAGUCUGUUAAAUCAAUUGUCUUUCUAAAGUUAGAGAUAAAAAAAAUAUAUUAAAAUGAGGAAAUUUAAAUAGUGUCACUAAAUUAAAGGGAUGGUUCACCCGAAAAUGAAAAUAGAUAUAAAGAUAUUUUGAAGAAUUUUCUGGCACUCAUCGACUUCCAUAGUAAGAAAAACAAUCUAUGGAUGUCAAUGAGUGCCAGCUAGCAGCAUUUUUCAUAUUAUCUUCUUUAUUUUGGCACCCAUUGACAUCCAUAGUAGGAAAACCAGUCUAUGGAGGUCAAUAAGUGCCUCUUAGCAGCAUUUUUCAUAAUAUCUUCUUUUUUUGGUACCAAUUGACUUUCAUAGUAGGAAAAAACUAUCUAUGGAAGUCAACGAGUGCAAGCUAGCAGCAUUUUUCACAAUAUCUUCUUUUUUUGACACCAAUUGACUUCCAUAGUAGGAAAAACAGUCUAUGGAAGUCAAUGAGUGCCAGCUAGCAUUUUUUUUUUACAAUAUCUUCUUUUUUGGCACCCAUUUGCCUCCACAGUAGGAAAAAAACAAUCUAUGGAAGUCAAUGAGUGUCAGCUAGCAGCAUUUUUCAUAAUAUCAUCUUUAUUUUGGCACCCAUUGACUUCCAUAGUAGGAAAAACAGUCUAUGGAGGUCAAUGCGUGCCAGCUAUCAGCAUUUUUCAUAAUAUCUUCUUUUUUGGCACCAAUUGACCUCCAUAGUAGGAAAAACAAUGUGUGGAAAUCAACGAGUGCCAGCUAGCAGCAUUUUUCAUAAUAUUUUCUUUUUUUGGGGCCCAUUGACUUCCAUAGAAGGAAAAUUAUCUAUGGAAGUCAACGAGUGCCAAAAAAAGAAGAUAUUAUGAAAAAUGCAGCUAGCUGGCACUCAUUGACUUCCAUAGUUGGAAAAAAUAAGCUAUGGAAGUCAAUGAGUGCCAGCUAGCAGUAUUUUUCAUAUUAUCUCCCUUUUGUGGCACCCAUUGACUUCCAUAGUAACAAAAACAAUCUAUGGAAGUCAAUGGGUGCCAAAAAAAGAUUUAAUGAAAAAUGCUGCUAGCUGGCACUUAUUGACUUCCAUAGUAGAAAAAGAACUACGGAAGUCAAUGAGUACCAGCUAGCAGCAUUUUUCAAAAUAUCUUUUUUUGGCACCCAUUGACUUCCAUAGAUUGUUGAGUUAAUUGUCAGAAUUGUCAUUUUUGGUUGAACUAUCCCUUUAAAGGUCAUAAAAUAUUUUGUUCCUAAAUAUAAUCAAGCAGAAAUGGAGGAAUAAAAGGCGUAAAUCAGUUCAGAAUUGUCAUCAGCUGCUCUUAUUUUAUACAUAUCAAAAUUAGACUCGUUUGGUGCUUUCUUUGGAGCUUUAUAAUUUAUUCUCACUUAUUGUUACAGAGGAGUGGACGAAGGCUAAUAUAUGCAGGUUAAAAUCAAGCUAUAGUAAAUAUUAUAAUAUCUAUAAACCCCUUAGAUAAUGCGUUGACUGGAAAUAUCGUAAAUACAGUGCCUUGUAUUCAAGUUUUGUGUGAUACUGAUCCCAGCUCGAUGCACUCGAGUCCUGGGCAGGUGGUGUUUUAGGUUGUGACACUCUCAUUUCUUUUUUUUGCACAUUACACACACACACAAAACCUCUAUCAUCAGGCACAGUUGUAAUGUACACUUUAUUUUUUUAUGCUAGUAGGUUUGAUUUUAAUGUAUGGAUUGAAUAAAUUGUUACAGCUAAUGUUGUCUUUCAAACACGCAUCUGUCCAAGUCUUAAAAGAGUGUUUCGUUGAGGUUCUGUAUGCUUGCAGUGUACUUCAUAUUUGCAUUCGUGAAGCUAAUUCAAAGGAAGUCUUGGUGUAAUGGUCUAUAAUGUUACCCAGUUUUCUGAACUGCAUCCAUUCCUUGUAAAACCUGAUGUGAUUGGACAACGUGUUGCAUAAUUUUAGGUCAUUUUAAAGGGAACGCUCCUCUUUUUUUUUUUUUUUUUUUUUUUUGGAAAUUGGCUCAUUUUACAAGUCGAAUGUUAAAUAAGUACAUUUUUGAAUCCAUUUAGUCAGCGAAGGCACUUUUAGCUUAGCUUAGCAUAAAUCAUUGAAUCGGAUUAGACCAUUAGCAUCUAAAAAAACAAGUGUUUUAAUAAUUUUCCUAUAUAAAUCUUGACUCUUCUAUAGUGAGAUUGUGUACUAAGACUGACAGAAAAUAAAUAUGGCUGGGGCCUGUACUCUAAAUUCCGCAUAAUAAACAAGGACUAUGCUGUUAAAUGAGACUAUUUCCAAAAAAAAAAUGUUUAAAAGUGGAGUGUUGCUUUAAAUCAAUGUUACUCAUCUGCAUAUUUUAAGCUCCAUAAAAUGUACACUUCUAACACAUUCCUUGGUUGAAUCUUCACACUUAAUUCAGCAUUAAUAACACUAGCGUUAGAGAGGCCAGUGGGAAAGGAAACUUUUCAGAGAACUGGGAAGUAGCCAGAAAGCAUGUCUGCGUUAUCUGUUUCCUGGUGAGGAAAACUGACUUCCUUACUAUAUGUCCGCUUGACCUGGAAGCAUGAGUUCAUUUUGAUUUCCUAACGCACAAACCUUUAGCACUCCCUGCCUCUUAUUUUUGAUAACAUUUAUUUUUUUGAUUUUCAGACAUAUAUUGUAUCAGAUUUCAUAGAAAUAUAUAUAUAUAUAUAUAGGUUUCUGUUUGUAGGAUGACAAUUUAAGAAAGUCUCCUUUUAGAAAGGGGCUGCAGAGUGAAACUAAUAUAAACACUUGAUUGAGCUUAUUUUCUUGAAACUUGUAAAUCCAAACGCCACUUUGGAGAGAAUAAAUCUGAUUUGGUGAA
Danio aesculapii is the source of this 6456-nucleotide messenger RNA. It is a transcript of the gene tlcd3a, whose product is annotated as TLC domain containing 3A. The record is from RefSeq and is a predicted model, not a curated record. Gene Ontology annotation, cellular component: endoplasmic reticulum; membrane. Bases 357 to 1190 code for a protein of 277 amino acids. Gene Ontology annotation, biological process: lipid homeostasis. The transcript is spliced from 5 exons. NCBI's taxonomy places the organism in Eukaryota, Metazoa, Chordata, Actinopteri, Cypriniformes, Danionidae.